Messenger RNA from Ctenocephalides felis (cat flea), 1519 nucleotides. RefSeq lists its product as uncharacterized. Gene Ontology annotation, biological process: regulation of DNA-templated transcription. Gene Ontology annotation, cellular component: nucleus. The transcript is spliced from 8 exons. The record is from RefSeq and is a predicted model, not a curated record. Gene Ontology annotation, molecular function: DNA-binding transcription factor activity; cis-regulatory region sequence-specific DNA binding. Lineage: Eukaryota; Metazoa; Arthropoda; Insecta; Siphonaptera; Pulicidae. The annotation marks the transcript as partial.
GAAGCAUGGCCCCAGAGCGCCCCAUAACGCCGCCGUGCUUAAUGGCUGCACGAAGUGCUCCUUCGAGUCCUGUAUCAACAACGCAAAAUCAUCAACAACUCUACCAGUAUCAAAUCGCCAGCCCGGACGGCAUCAGGAUUCACCUGCAAGAUUCUUCCGACCAAGAGGAAUAUAAUGGUGUAGAAACUAGGGAAGUGAGAGUAGAGACAAGCCCUGAUGAUGAUCUUACUUCUUUGUCCUGGUUGCACGAUAGGAAUCUCUUGAAAGAAAUAAAUUUAACCUCCACACCUACCACAAGAACUGUUAUACUGCACCAAAAUGUAACUCAUUCAACAAGAACUUUUCAACAUCAUAAUAGUAUGAAUAGUAAUAAUGGAGAUGCUAGUAGCACAGGAGAGUCACCAACAAGCGAUUUUGAAGAUAACAGUUAUAUUUCUGAAGACAAUACAAGAAAUUCAUCUGAUCAUAGCAUCAUAGCCGGAAAUAACAAUAGUUCUAAUAGCAAAAAUCACAACCUUGACAAUAUAUAUGAAUAUCAACAGAAACAAUUUCACAGAAACAACGGAAAUAGCAAUAGUGAUUACAGUUCAAGCAAUCAACAUAGUCCAAUUCGCACAAUAAAACCAUCACCAACAAAGAAUAAACACCCCAGCAGUUUACCUUAUGAUCCAUUGGUUCAUACAACCAGCAAACCUCCAUAUAGCUUUUCCAGCUUAAUAUUUAUGGCCAUAGAAGAUAGUCAAGCAAAAGCUCUGCCAGUAAAGGAAAUUUACAUGUGGAUUGUGUCACAUUUUCCAUAUUUUCGUGAUGCUCCUACUGGAUGGAAAAAUAGUGUCAGACAUAAUCUCUCACUGAACAAAUGCUUCCAAAAAUUGGAGAAAGCUCCAAAUCUAGGAAAAGGUUCCCUUUGGAUGGUAGAUGAGCGCUUCCGACCUAAUUUAUUACAAGCAUUGACACGUUCACCAUUUCAUCCUUGUUCAGCAUUAGAGAAUAUUAACUCUAACCCGCAACACAAUUCAAAUAAUGGUAUUGGAACUGCUACUAAUGGUAAUACUAGACUGACAAGCACAACCGUUGUAUCAAAUGGAAAACAUAGCAAUAAUAGCCUUACCAAUGGAAGCCCAGUAAAAGACGGAAAGAGUUUGUCGCACAUGCCAAAUCCCGAUCUUUUCCCAUACCUUUCGCGGCGUUUGGCGGCCGCGGAUCAGCCCAAUGAAGACAAUCAACCGAACAACAGCACACAUUAUAAUAAUUCUAGCCAAUCGCAAAGGCAGCACACCGAGUAUAAUCAUGACAAGCGAGAAAUGUGGACUUCUGAAGAAUUUGAAGAAGCAAACGCAGCCGCGGUCAUGGUUGCACUCAAACAUGGUCGACUUGGAUUACCUGGGGAUGUUCCUAUAAUAACGAGUAGCCCGUCGGAGGAUCACACGUACAGUAGCGUUGGCCUGGCAUCGACGCCACAAAAACAACACACAGCCGCCCUAAACUCACCCGAUGCCGCUUACGAAACUGAUGACAG